Molecule: messenger RNA, 721 nt
Organism: Dufourea novaeangliae
Lineage: Eukaryota; Metazoa; Arthropoda; Insecta; Hymenoptera; Halictidae
Exons: 5
Coding region: 116-718 (200 amino acids)
Source: RefSeq, a predicted model, not a curated record
UGACAAUUUGAAUUUCUGUUGAUUUCUGUGAACAAAUUAACUGAAAGUGGAAUUUGUAUUUAUAAAAUUAUGUUUUCGUGACGAUUCCAUUAAAAAUACUAUCAACAGAAAUAUAAUGGACGAUAUAAUGACAUUCAAGAACAAGCAUAUGGAAGUUACGGAUUCGCAGAUGAAAGAGUUGUCACAAAAGAAAAUACUGUUAAUGAAUCAUAUUAAAAACAAACAAGAUGAACAUUGCACUGAAGAUGAAAUGAAGAUCCAGGAAUUAAUGUCGAAAGUAACCUCUAUGAAGGAAUGUCUUCAAUCGGAGAAGCAAACGUUGGAGCAUAAAGAUCAUGACUUAUCUAAACAUUCAGAUUUAAUAGCAGAGUUAGAAGCUGAAAAGAAUAAAUUUUUAGAGGAGAAUCAUGCCUUAGAAUUGCAGAGAAACAAACUUAAGGCCUGCAAACGAAACUUGCAUGAUCAAGAAUUGUUGGACCAAGGCAGGAAGAAAUAUAAUUUGUACAAGGAACUAACUAGGAUAAGAUGGGAUUAUGAAGGUCUUAAAGAAAAUGUGAAAGGAUAUGUAUCAAAUGGAGUGGAUUACAUUAAUCACUUUUCAUAUAAAAAGGACAACAGUAAUUUAACUAAUCUCUUGUGGCAGGAAAUAUACAACUCUACAGUUCAUGCAAAGAAUAAAGAUGCUUGUAAUAAGGAAAAUCUAAUACAAAAUGAAUAAAUA